AUGUCCGGUCAGGCUAUUCGCUUUGUCGCUGCGGUGGCGGCCAGGCCAAGUACGGGCACAAUACAAUUGCUCUGUCAUGUGAAGCCUGGUGUCAGUGCCAGUCGCGAGGGUAUUGCUGCUGUUUCAGACGAGCGCAUCCACCUAUGUGUUGCAGCUCAGGCGAGAGACGGCGAGGCAAAUAAAGCUGUGAGGCGAGUCGUUGCCGAUGCGCUUGGAGUUCCAAAGUCUGAUGUCGAGGUUAUCAAGGGUAUGAAGAGCAGGGAUAAGACGGUGGCUGUGCGGACAAGUCUCCUACAAGCGCCCGAAGAACAAGUCGAGAGAACAAAACUUAUGCUACAAAGAAGUUCUGAAGCAUAA
Molecule: messenger RNA, 357 nt
Organism: Bipolaris oryzae ATCC 44560
Lineage: Eukaryota; Fungi; Ascomycota; Dothideomycetes; Pleosporales; Pleosporaceae
Exons: 1
Coding region: 1-357 (118 amino acids)
Cellular component (GO): cytoplasm
Source: RefSeq, a predicted model, not a curated record